AGCUGAAUGGUGUUGACUUACCCCAGGAAGUCAAGGGGGUGGCAGAGGGUUGUUUAGAGACUGCACGUAGCUUGAUCUCUAUGGAAUCUGAGGAACAAGAUUCAGAGUUGAAGGCCAAUGAAGUAUUUAUGAAUGGAAGUGAUUUGAGAGGUGAUGAGGGGUCUCUACUUGUUACUGAAUUAAAGGAUUCCAGCCACCCUGCAAAAGAAAUGGUUAUCGGUGACUCAGUGGAGUUGGGUGUUAAUGAAGCUGAUCACACAAUUGGACUUAUUCAGAAUCUUAAUGGAAAAUCUGGUUCGUGGACUUUUGAGGAGUUCAUUGACGUUGGAGUACAUUCCAAGUCAACCAAACUGAGCUCGGACAGCAUCUCUGCUGGUAACUGUAAUCAAAACUUGAAUGAUGCUGCUACACUACCUUCUAGUCCCAAAUUGGCUUUUGAGGAAGAUGGUGCAGUGAAUUCAUUGACCAAACCUAUAGAUGCUUCAUCAGAACUGUGAACACUAGAGACCUGGAAAUAAUCUGAUUGCACUUCAGUAAUCCAGUGUUUUACCAAGUACGGAAGGCCUUGUUUUGAAAAGCUGCUUGUUUACCUUUAUCCGUCUUCAAGUUUGCAAAAAAAUAAAAACACCAGGGGAGGGAUGACAGACUUCUGAUUUGCACCUUGAAACAUUUCAGGGAAACUGUUGUGCUGAUGUUCCUUUUCCAUUCGUUUAGCUAAUUGUUAGACAAAAUUUCCUUGCUCAAAUAUCACGUGUUUACCUUUUACAGACUUUACAGUAACCUGAGUCUUUCUUUUAUUUUCAUAUCAAUAUCAUGUACAGCAGUGUGCCACUGGAAGCUCCCCAGUUAGCUGCUGGCCAGAUUUUGCAUUUCCCUAAAAUGGCCCUUGAUGAAAUAAAAGACUCAUUCAGAGUGUGUGAAAGCUGAACGCC
Messenger RNA from Pterocles gutturalis (yellow-throated sandgrouse), 932 nucleotides. RefSeq lists its product as uncharacterized. The record is from RefSeq and is a predicted model, not a curated record. The coding region runs from base 81 to 497 and encodes 138 amino acids. NCBI's taxonomy places the organism in Eukaryota, Metazoa, Chordata, Aves, Pterocliformes, Pteroclidae. The transcript is spliced from 3 exons.